CACUCAGUUUCAUUCACUGUGCAAUACGGACAUACGACAUCAUUUAUAGUCGAACAGGAACAGUCGCCGUUCGCACUAUAACUAAAUUCAUUCAGAACAAUCGUCAACAUACAUAUGAUCGUUUAACUUGAUCGCUUAUUUGUUGAUCGUCUGAAUUACAGUUUAGUUCCGAGUUAUAUCAACAUGGAGAACGGCCUGGAAAGCACAGGAGACAUUCGCCUGGACCAGGCUGUCACGCAGUGGCUACAGUAUGACAAGAAUCCAAAGACGGCUGCUGCUGUGCGGUCUAUGGUCAAAGAUAAAGCCAUGUCAGAGCUGCAGAAGUGUUUCGGUGCCCGUAUGGAGUUUGGCACAGCAGGACUGAGAGCCGCCAUGGGACCUGGAGUGUCCCGAAUGAAUGACCUCACCAUCAUACAGACCACGCAGGGUUUCUGUGCAUACCUGGAGCAGUGUUUUACAGAUCUGAAGCAGCGGGGGGUGGUGAUCGGGUUCGAUGCUCGCGCUAACCCCCCCAGUGGCGGCAGCAGUAAAAGAUUCGCCUGUCUUGCUGCUUCUGUCUUCAUCAGCCGAGGCGUCCCAGUCUACCUCUUCAGUGACAUCACACCCACUCCAUACGUGCCUUUUACUGUAUCACAUCUAGGACUGUGUGCUGGUGUCAUGGUAACAGCAUCCCAUAAUCCCAAACAAGAUAAUGGAUACAAGGUGUACUGGGCAAAUGGAGCUCAGAUCAUUCCUCCCCAUGAUAAAGGCAUCGCCGCAGCUAUAGAACAGAACCUUGAGCCGUGGCCUAAAUCAUGGGACACAGAAGAAGCUCUUCAGAGUUCCCUACUCAAUGACCCAUACCAGGACACACACAGAGAAUACUGCCAAACCAUACAACAGCACUGCUUUCACAGGGAGCUGAAUAAGAAUUCAGAAGUGAAGAUUGUCCAUACGUCAGUUCAUGGAGUGGGCCAUAUUUUUGUCCAGGCUGCUUUUAAGGCCUUUGACCUUCAUCCUCCAUAUGCUGUGGAAGAGCAGAAAGAUCCUGACCCAGAGUUCCCCACUGUCAAAUACCCCAACCCUGAGGAGGGAGAAGGAGUUUUGACGUUGUCCUUCGCACUUGCAGAUAAAGAGGGAGCAACUGUUAUUCUGGCAAAUGACCCUGACGCUGACCGGCUAGCUAUUGCACAGAAACAGGAGAGUGGGCAGUGGAGGGUGUUCACUGGAAAUGAGUUGGGUGCUUUGCUCGGCUGGUGGAUUUUCCAGUGCUGGAAGCAGCAGAAAGACGAGGGAAAAGCCUCCAUUAAGGAUGUCUACAUGCUAUCCAGCACUGUCUCCUCAAAAAUCCUCCGUGCCAUCGCUGUGAAAGAAGGCUUCCACUUUGAGGAAACUCUUACAGGAUUUAAAUGGAUGGGAAAUAGAGCCAGAGAGCUGCUAGACCAGGGAAAAACUGUUCUGUUUGCCUUUGAAGAAGCUAUUGGUUACAUGUGUUCCCCUGCAGUUUUGGAUAAAGAUGGUGUGAGUGCGGCUGCCAUUGCUGGCGAGUUUGUCUCUUACCUGGCUUCUAAAAAUAUAACUCUGUCCCAUCAACUCAGAUCCAUUUAUGAGGAGUAUGGUUACCACAUUUCCAAGAAUUCCUACUUUAUUUGUCACAACCAAGACACCAUUAAAGGGAUGUUUGAGCGUCUUCGAAAUUACGAUGGGAAGAAUUCGUACCCUAAAGAGUGUGGGGGCUUUGCCAUCACAGCAGUGAGAGACCUUACAACUGGCUAUGACAGCAACCAGCCGGACAACAAGGCUGUUCUGCCCACCAGUAAAAGCAGUCAGAUGAUCACCUUCACCUUUGCUAACGGGGGCGUGGCUACAAUAAGGACCAGCGGCACAGAACCUAAAAUCAAAUAUUACACAGAGCUCUGUGCUGCACCAGGAAACAGUGAUCUUAACCAGCUGAAGACUGAAUUGGAUAACUUGGUUGACGCCAUUGUGGAACACUUCUACCAACCUGAGAAAAACAACCUGACUCCUCGACCAGAGUGAAAGACGCUGUCACUCAGGUUUACAGUGAUUUACCUAAUUCUGCUAUUAGUCUUAACCAACCGCACAUAACCAGUCUUAUAAAAACUCUCAUAUUCAGAGUCUCAAUCUAAGGAGGUUUUCUAUCAACUUUCUCUUACUUUUAAUGCAGGAAAUCUAGAACAAAGCUGGUGCCACAUGAACAUACCAAUUGCCUUUUUUCGUUUAUGCACUUUUUUUACCUCUCGGUUAUGUAAUCUACAAAGUUAACAGAUUUUACUUUUCAUUUGCCUUGUUUGGCCUACUGUAGUGAACUAUGAAUGUACUAAUGUUGCAAAGAAAGUGUGAUUGAAUGAAUAUGUAGGUUAUUUAUCUCAGCAGGAAUAUUAGUUAAGUUGAUUGACAGAAAUGAUUCCAUAUUGCUGGAGCAAAGGACAAUACCGAGUUACUGUUAAAAUUGCCAGGUCAUGUCAUCUUAUACCAGCAAAAAUAGUUGUACCAAAAAAUCUUUUAAAAGAAAUUAGAGGGACCUAACAGCCUUACUGUGGAACAAACUGAAAUCUACAUUUUAGUAUUCCACGUUUAUGUGAUUCCAUUGCAUCUGUGUUCAGUGACCUGUAACUGCAUGCAAUUUGUUUGUAAAUGUUCAUUUACAUUUUGAAUGUCAAACUCAACCAGUUAGUUUGGUAAUUCAUUCAGAACUUUUAGCAGUGAGGUUGAGACUGGGAACAUAUUUGAAAGGUUUUACAUUUGAACAGAAAAGAAAAGUAUUCCUUGAACAGAUUACUGUAUGUGAGCAACCAGAUUUAUUGUGUUAAAGAAACGGUUUGUUUUUUUAGACAUCGUAUUUUGGCAAAUAGCUAUGACACUGAGAUUUAACAGAACAUGCCUUACUACAAACUCCAAAGUGGACUAUGUCAUCUAAUGUCAUCUAGUGUAAGGCUGACUACUAGCCAAACUUCCAGAUACAUGUUGAAUUUUUUUUUUUUUUUUUUUUUUUUUUUUUUUUUUAAGCGAUUUGAUAUGUUUCAGGUGCUCUUCAGUUUUAAUACUUUUCUCGCAAUGCUAUUUUUUCCCUCUAUUUUGAAUCAAUAAACAGCAAGUGGUAACAACAAAUUGGCCUUUGUCUGAGUGAGAGUGUGCAAUAAAACUGUAAAAAUAAAUAAAAUGCAUCUUUUAUAACAAAUGGAACACUUUUAUGCCUUGAUUAAACAUGUUAAUCCAACAUUCAUUGUACUUUUUUAAAAGUCACUCACAGGUCUCAUGGGUUCAUUAAAUGGUUCUUUCCUUAGGUUUAGAAAUAAACUGGAUUAUAAAAGCUGGAAGUUGCAUGUAUUAUCUGUUGAAGGCCAGCAGAGGGUAUAGUAGACUCCAAACCUUUUAUUUUAUUCUUAACAUUUGUUAAAUGCAUGUUUUUGAUUUAUCUUCAUAUUUGUUGCCCUUGUUGUCAUGUAUUUAAUGAAAUUAUGUAUUUAAUAAAAUAAUUUGUAUUA
Molecule: messenger RNA, 3488 nt
Organism: Labeo rohita (rohu)
Lineage: Eukaryota; Metazoa; Chordata; Actinopteri; Cypriniformes; Cyprinidae
Gene: pgm2
Product: phosphoglucomutase 2
Exons: 13
Coding region: 184-2019 (611 amino acids)
Biological process (GO): purine ribonucleoside salvage; carbohydrate metabolic process
Molecular function (GO): magnesium ion binding; phosphopentomutase activity
Source: RefSeq, a predicted model, not a curated record